Messenger RNA from Rhodofomes roseus, 1182 nucleotides. Its product is annotated as 3-hydroxyisobutyrate dehydrogenase. Gene Ontology annotation, cellular component: mitochondrion. NCBI's taxonomy places the organism in Eukaryota, Fungi, Basidiomycota, Agaricomycetes, Polyporales, Fomitopsidaceae. The coding region runs from base 1 to 1182 and encodes 393 amino acids. The record is from RefSeq and is a predicted model, not a curated record. Gene Ontology annotation, molecular function: 3-hydroxyisobutyrate dehydrogenase activity; NAD binding; NADP binding. Gene Ontology annotation, biological process: L-valine catabolic process. The transcript has 4 exons.
AUGGCGGCUAACACGUCCAUCGCAGCGCUGGGUUGCGCCUCCUGCGUUUGUCUUCUCGCAAGGCCGCAGCAACCUGAUGGCCUCAGCCAAGUCGACCUCGGGCGGAUUGCCCUCGCCGCCAACGCUUUCGACGAGCAAUCUACCACCACCAUGAGACCCUCAGCUCGCCGCCUUAUGGCCUUGACCCUAUCCGCGACGCGUCCGCACUCGGUCAGUUUCAUCGGACUGGGACGCAUGGGCUCCCCGAUGGCCUAUAACCUGUUUUCGAAAUCCGUGGCGGAGAGCGAAGGAACCGCACGCUUUGUCGUCUGCGAUGCACGCACCGCUGUCGCUGAAGCGUUCGCCGCGGACUUUGUGAAGCAGUUCCCCGGCACGCAGGUCGACAUCGCAAACUCGCCCGAAGAAGCCGUGCUGGCCUCGCAGACCGUCGUCACUAUGCUCCCAUCCACCCCGCACGUUAGGAACGUCUACGCCGAAUCCGGCGGCAUCCUCCCCGCACUGCUGAGGCUGCCCAGAGAGGCCGUGCAGUCGACACUCUGCAUCGACUCGACAACGCUCGACGUCGAGACCGCCCGCACGCUCGUGGCGAGAGCAGACAAGAUCGGGGUCAGAAUGGUCGACGCGCCCGUGUCCGGCGGCGUCGCUGGUGCCAAAGCGGGCACGCUCAGCUUCCUCGUCGGCGGAACGAACACCGCGUUCGAGCUCGCGCGCCCGACGCUCGAGCGCAUGGGCAAGCACAUCAUCUACUGCGGCGGCUCCGGCGCGGGGCUCGCUGCCAAGAUCUGCAACAAUCUCGUCCUCGGCGUGCAGCAGAUUGUCGUCUCGGAGGCGAUGCUGCUUGGCCAGAAGCUGGGCCUUCAGCCGAAGGUGCUCGCGUCCGUGAUCAAUACCUCGACGGGCGCGUGCUGGGCCAGCUCUGUGAACAACCCCGUCCCGGGCGCUGUCCCCGACAAGUCUCCGCCCUGCGAGCGGGACUAUGAAGGCGGGUUCGCGACGCGGUUGAUGCUGAAGGACAUGGGCCUAGCGCUCAACAUCGCGGAGUCGACGAAGACCGCAAUGCCUUUGGGUGCUGCUGCGGGCGAGAUUUAUGCAGAGGUCAUCGCGGACGACCCAGACGCCGCUGAGAAGGACUUCUCCGCUGUGUACAGAUAUCUACGAUUGCCGAAGAACAAGGAAGAUUAA